Molecule: messenger RNA, 222 nt
Organism: Oikopleura dioica
Lineage: Eukaryota; Metazoa; Chordata; Appendicularia; Copelata; Oikopleuridae
Source: the annotation of a GenBank genome assembly
AUGUCUCGAUCGGAAUCACAUGCACAGAAUAUUGACUUCGUCAGCAACAAGUGGGAAGCGGUCAAUAAUCAUGUCAUGGGCAUCAGACAAAUCAAGACGCGGUUCGCUGGGAAACCCUACCGAGCAGUGUUCUACGAUCCAAGAGAAGACAACGAAAACAUCAGCAAAGACUUUGUCCCAUUCGAUAUUUCAAAACUGACGAUGAAAUCAGAUUCGUCCUGA